Punica granatum (pomegranate) is the source of this 1278-nucleotide messenger RNA. The record is from RefSeq and is a predicted model, not a curated record. Lineage: Eukaryota; Viridiplantae; Streptophyta; Magnoliopsida; Myrtales; Lythraceae.
AUCGAGGGAUCACUCUAUUGUCAAAGCGAGCUGCAGAAAUGGAAGCUCUGCUCUGUAAGAAACUGGGCGACCCCACACUCUCGCCGGUCCCAUCCUCCGGUGAAGAAUCCGACGGGUCCCCAAUAUUCUUAGACAAGAAUCAUCCAAUCCCGAAAUUGACCAAGCCCACCUCGGUUCUUGUCCGAGUGAAGGCCACCAGUAUCAACUACGCCAAUUACCUGCAGAUUCUGGGCAAGUACCAGGAGAAGCCUCCGCUGCCCUUCGUUCCCGGGUCCGAUUACUCAGGCACCGUGGAGUCGGUUGGUCCCGGCGUCUCGAAGUUUAAGGUGGGAGACCCAGUUUGCUCCUUCACCGCUCUUGGGUCGUUUGCUCAGUUCAUUGUGGCCGAUGAGAGGGAAUUGUUUCGGGUCCCAGAAGGGUGCGAUCUCAUGGCUGCUGGUGCACUUCCUGUUGCGUUUGGGACAUCGCAUGUUGCCCUUGUUCAUAGAGCUCGAUUGACCUCUGGUCAGGUUCUGCUGGUUCUCGGUGCAGCUGGUGGAGUCGGGAUUGCAGCUGUUCAAAUCGGAAAGGCUCGUGGAGCCACUGUAAUUGCUGUCGCUAGGGGAGGCGAGAAAGUGCAGUUCUUGAAAUCGCUGGGGAUUGAUCAUGUUGUAGACUUGAGCAGAGAAAAUGUUACUCAAAGUGUCAAAGAAUUUCUCAAGGCUAGAAAGCUUAAAGGGGUCGAUGUGUUGUAUGAUCCAGUUGGAGGCAAGCUCACUAAAGAAACGAUGAAGCUUUUAAACUGGGGUGCGCAAAUUUUGGUGAUCGGUUUCGCCAGUGGAGAGAUCCCUGUCAUCCCUGCAAAUGUUGCCCUUGUGAAGAAUUGGACUGUGCAUGGACUUUACUGGGGCAGCCACAAGAUUCAUCGGCCUGCUGUGCUUGAAGAAUCUCUAAAUGAGCUGCUUUCUUGGUUAUCGAGAGGCUUGAUCACGAUCAAUGUAUCUCAUUCUUACAGACUCUCAGAGGCCAACCUCGCCUUCUCUGCAAUCAAAGAUAGAAAAGUGAUCGGGAAGGUGAUGGUCAUCUGCGAUGAUUCCAGGAGCCUGAGGUCAAAAAUAUAACUCUCUUCAUGAUGCAAAUCUGUUUUUAAGCUUCGUAACAUCAGGAAGCUGUCACAGAGAUCCAAGAAUAGACAUUCUGUAUCAUAAUAAGUGAAACGCUAGUAAAAUUCAAUAAUUCCUGAAUGUUACAUAUGUACUCUCUCACUGCAAUGUUGAUCUCUGCGAUGUAUUUGCUAUU